GACACAGAUGAGGGGCUGUUGAGCCUGGAGGCCCGGUCACAGAGUCAUGGCGGGAGUCAAUAGUUAACCACCUUCCUGCAUGACCGGCGGUUUCAACAUGGAAAUUAAAAUAUAAAUAAUGAAUCUGUAUUGUAUACCUUACCAUUGUUUUUUUUACCCGCCCUUUGGGUAUACUAUAAUGGAAAUUUGAGGUUUUGUGUACACGAGGAAUUAACAAUGAAUAAAGAUAUCAAUCAACAUAGGCUCGUGAAUGCGAUGGAGUCGGAAUUUACGGACGAGAGUGCUUGUGAAAUUUAUUCACAGUCUGAUGUGGAGGACACAUUGACCGAUCAAGGUCAAUUUGAAGCUGGGUCAAGGUCGUCUCUUAUGGAUAUUCACAAUGAUUUACAUCCCAUCGGCAGAUCGGGUACAGACUCGUCGAACACGACAAUACAGGAUAGAGCUUCACCUACUGACCUUGAACCCGGGGACCUCGAGAGAACGAACACGCCAACCGAAUCCGUGGCAACGGAAUCGGCUCUUUAUGAAACACCCUUUACCUCCAUCAGUGGUUUUGACGUUUAUUUAACUGCAUUUGAGGAAAGUUUACAUUCUAUCGACAAAGUUUUAAAACUAGACAGCCUCCCGGAAAUUCCGGCAGCCACAUCCAAUUCUAAAAUCCGAAAAGAUUCAACGGCAAAGCAAGACUCGGAAUGCCAAGAAUCUCAAAAACCUCAGUCCAAAGGAGGUAAGGGAGGGGAGAGACUUGGCUCCACAGGAAAAUGUACCCCGAAGAAAACAAUACCAUCCCCUCCUAAAACUUUACCGAUGACCUCUGCUGAGGACACGAAAUCACUUUCUGGAAAAAGCAAAACUUCAAAUGGAUCUCUGAAAUCUGAGCAAUCCGGGAAUUUAAAAUCCCUUUCAAAGGAGAUCAAAGGAGGGACCAAGGCUUUACUGAUACAAAAGGCAAAAAACAAAAUUAUCAUGCUGAGGGUUCUCAAGGAGUUAAAGGGAAAGACUUCAUUCCGACCAAUAGCAGAGGAGACGGAAAGGCCCGAAACUGCGUCAGAUAAAAAAACUCUCAGUGAGCGAGACAACGAAAGCGAAGAACACGAAGCAUUCCAGCAGAUACAGAGUCAAGCAAAAGUCCAACGACCCGAACCCGCCAAAUUCCUUAUCCUUCAUUAUUCCCCUUUUAAGGCGGUAUGGGACUGGAUCGUGUUAUUUCUUGUGUUAUAUACCGCUGUGUUUACGCCAUACUUCGUGGCUUUUAUUUUGAACGAAGACGAGGCUAUGAUGAGACUACAUCGAGAUUCUGCUACGAGACUUCAACACGCGGAAACAAUCAAAACAGACCCCUUUGUUAUAAUAGACUUGAUUGUGGAUAUUAUGUUUAUAGCAGAUAUUUUGAUUAACUUUCGAACGACUUACCUACAUAGUGGGGAGGUUAUUAUGGAUCCCCAAAAGAUCGCCAUCAACUACAUCAAGGGAUGGUUCAUCAUCGAUUGUGUGGCAGCUAUGCCCUUUGACCUAUUACUUUUUGGAUCAGGAAAUAGUGAUCGAAUGACCAUUACUGGUAUCCUCAAGCUCGCCCGUCUUUUACGUCUUCUUCGAGUUUUGAGGCGGAUCGAACAAUUUGCUGCAUAUGGGGCGGCUGUUUUGAUGUUGUUGAUGGUAUCAUUUACACUGAUUGGCCACUGGCUUGCUUGUAUCUUCUACGCAAUCGCAUACAUGGAGCGCCCACAUCUUCCUGAACGAAUCGGAUGGCUGGAUUCCUUGGCCGACGCCUACAAUAUGCCAUAUCUCCCUAAUGAUACGAUGAGUGGUCCACCAAUCAAAACACGUUAUAUAACCGCACUUUACUUCACAUUCACCAGUUUGACAAGUAUUGGAUUCGGCAAUGUGGCGCCAAACACGAAUGCCGAAAAAAUCUUCAGCAUAUUCGCCAUGUUGCUUGGUUCUCUGUUGAGUGCCGCCAUUUUUGGUAACGUCUCUUCCAUCAUGUUACGUAUGUAUCAGGGAUCAGACGACUAUCAGGAGCGAGUAUCCAGCAUAAAAGAGUUCAUCAAUUUCCACCACUUGCCAAAGAACCUGGCCACCAGACUACAGGAAUCCUUCCAGCACGCGUGGACGUAUACUAACGGAGUGGACAUGGGAAAUGUUCUGAAGGGAUUUCCUGAUUGUCUCCAGUCGGAUAUCUGUCUACACCUCAAUAAAAAUCUGCUGACCAACUGUCAGGCUUUUAAAGGAGCUAGUCCUGGUUGUUUACGUUCAUUAUCACUAAAAUUCAAAACCACGCAUGCGCCGCCUGGUGAUACACUUAUCCAUCCGGGAGACAUUCUGACAGCCAUUUAUUUCAUGGCCCGUGGGUCUGUGGAAAUUAUGAAAGACGACUCUGUAAUGGCAAUACUGGGAAAACAUGACAUUUUUGGAGCGGACAUGAAGGAUUCCGACACUGCGGGGCAGUCCCUGUAUUUUGUGCGGGCCUUGUCUUAUUGCGACAUCAACAAAAUAGAAUUGGACGACCUGAGGGAAGUCUUACAGACUUACCCAGAAUUCGCCGAACAGUUCAUCAAGAAGUUUCACGUGACUUUUGAUUUAAAGAAGGGGACACUUCUGGAAAGAAAAUAUAAAUCGAAGAUAGAAGACGAAACUCUUAAAUUUAUCCGCCAAAAACGUCCCAGAAUGCAGUGCAAAGGACGUUCUGUAGAUACUGGUCCAACAAUGAGGCACCGGAAGAGCUACAUCAGACAUCGAAACAGUAACGAUCCAACCGGAAGUGACGAAGAACACGUGGGUAUUCUGGAGUUUUCUACCGAACAGGCGACAGAGGGUGUUGACAUAGAGGAGAAGGAUGUCACUCAUAAAAGAAAGAAUUCCACUGCUUCGGUGUCAGGUGCUAUGACGAAUUUUUUCUCCGCUGUGACAACAGUGUCCAGGAUAAACAAGAUUUCUAGAACCAAACCACGUCCAGCAAUGACAGCCAAAUCAAAGUGGGGCGCAAUCAAGUCCGAAAUCCUGUCAGACAAACGCUUACCUGACGUAGAAUCAGGCGAUGCACGUGAUCACAAUUCACCAAUAGAAUCUACAGCUACGUCAUACACGCCAAAAUCUCUUUCCAGUUCCGGUCUUCAGUUAAUCACUGUCGAUUACGACGUUCCCAAGCAACGAGAAAAUCGUGACUAUAGUCACGUGACUAGCGACAUGGACAACAAACUUAUUUCUCUUCAACAACGAAUGAAUGCAUUUGAAAGUGAACUUUUUACAACUGUGGAUGCUAUUUUAAAAAUCCUUGGACAAACGCCAAAAUACCCAAGUGAUGCUCAAAUUCACAAUGUUACUAUGCAUCCGUCCGCCAAAGCCACUGACGUCAGCAAGGCGCCAAAAUCGAAAGGAGCCAGACUGAUUAAAACUGUUCAUGAAUUAGAUCGAGUGUUUGCUAAAAUAUGAUUAAAACAUCAAGAAUAUG
Saccostrea cuccullata (small rock oyster) is the source of this 3451-nucleotide messenger RNA. RefSeq names its product potassium voltage-gated channel subfamily H member 7-like. Gene Ontology annotation, molecular function: inward rectifier potassium channel activity. Gene Ontology annotation, biological process: potassium ion transmembrane transport; membrane repolarization during action potential. The record is from RefSeq and is a predicted model, not a curated record. Gene Ontology annotation, cellular component: plasma membrane. The transcript has 12 exons. Lineage: Eukaryota; Metazoa; Mollusca; Bivalvia; Ostreida; Ostreidae. Bases 217 to 3432 code for a protein of 1071 amino acids.